Messenger RNA from Mizuhopecten yessoensis (Yesso scallop), 2494 nucleotides. RefSeq names its product nucleolar complex protein 3 homolog. Lineage: Eukaryota; Metazoa; Mollusca; Bivalvia; Pectinida; Pectinidae. Gene Ontology annotation, cellular component: nucleolus. Gene Ontology annotation, biological process: DNA replication initiation. The record is from RefSeq and is a predicted model, not a curated record. The transcript is spliced from 21 exons. Bases 86 to 2461 code for a protein of 791 amino acids. Gene Ontology annotation, molecular function: chromatin binding.
ACCACGUGUGUGUAACGGCUGGUUAGUGUCAACACCGAGGCUGGUGGGGAGGGAUAUCGUCAUUACUGAUCACUGAUAAUCAAGAAUGAAAAAAUCAAAAGGUCAAAAACGGGGAAAGAAGGCAAGUGUGACAAAACUGAAUAAUAAGCUUACAACAAGACUGGCAAGGCAAGGAAAACUCAAGAAGAAGAAACCCAAAAAACGUGAACAUCAUGAUGAGGAGAACAGUGCAUCAGAGAGGAUGGUACAAGAAAGUCGUCAACAAGACUCUCAUCAGUCUGAAUUGUCGGAGGAAGAUGUUGACUAUUUCAGUACGCCUGGGAUGAACCAAAGUUUUGUUAAAUCUAGUUUACAUGCAGAUCCAUCAUCUAGAAAAAGGAAAUAUUCUGAUACAAAUGACACUGAAUCUGCCUAUGAGAAGCUUCCUCGUAGAAUUCUUCACAAAGACAACAACCAAAACAUCAAAUCCUUGUUACCUAUUAAAACAAAGAGGGGAAUGAUCAUACCACAGAUGGUGGAAGAUGUCUCAAUUCAAGAUGAAGACGAGAAAGAGUCAGCAGAGGAAGAAACGUGUAAUGAACCUGGUGGCGUUGUCAAACCAGAGAAGUUACCAGAACUGAAUAGUGCACAACUUAUGUCGCUGAGAAAGCAAAAACUAACAGAUCGCAGACGGAGAAUAGCUAUCCUGGCAAGUGCUCUGAUCGAGAAUCCCGAGGCUAAUAUAAGAAAACUAAAAGAGUUGCGGUCUAUGCUUGAGGAAGAAGACCCUGACGUUUACCUGACAGUACGAAAGCUUGCAAUGGUCUCGCUAAUGGAAGUAUUCAAGGAUAUUGUCCCCGACUAUCGACUUCGGAUCGCAACACAAGAAGAAAAAUCGCAGAGGGCUAGAAAAGAGACAAAGACCUUGCGUGACUUUGAAGAAUCAUUUAUACUGAACUAUCAUCAUUAUUUGGAGUUUUUGGAGAGAACUGUACGAGGCCAAAUCUCCAAGAAAGCAGCUUAUCACAACAGAAAGAAGGAGAGAGACACUGGUCAACUGGGUCAAGGAUUGCAUCAGGACAAUAUCAAGGUGUUGAAGACGAUGGCCCUGAGGUGUUUGUGCCAGAUGUUGGUGACACACCCUCACUUUAACUACAGGAACAACAUUGUCACUGUCAUAGUACCAUUCAUGAACAAGGCAGAUGUGCAGAUGUCAUGUAUAGCCUGUGACACUGUCAGAAAUGUUUUCAGAGAAGAUCGUGGAGGUCAUAUUAGCCUAGAGAUUGUAAAGGCAGUCAGUAAAAUGAUAAAGUCCAGAGAUUUCAAAGUAAAGAGGGAGGUACUGGAUACUUUUCUCAGCCUCCGUAUUAAAGAAGUAGAUUACGAGGCACAGGGGGAGAAAUUAACCGGUCAGCAACGGAAGGACAUGAAGAAGAAAAUGUCCAAACGAGAAAAAAAGAGAAAGAAGCAGAUGGAGGAAUUGGAAAAAGAAUUACAAGAGACGAAAGCUACGGAGGACAAGAGACGUAGAAUGAAAUUACACACAGAGACAAUACAGGCAGUGUUCUUAACUUACUUUCGCAUCCUGAAGGGAGGGGUCAGCUCCGAGCUGUUAUCUGCUGUCCUGGAAGGGUUAGCAAAAUUUGCACACCUGAUAAAUGUUGAUUUCUUUGACGACUUGUUCAAAGUUUUUGAUGACCUGAUUUCCUCUGGGGAGCUGUCCUACAGAGAGUCGCUGCAUUGUGUUCAGACGGCAUUCAUCAUUCUGUCGGGACAGGGGGCAGCACUGAACAUUGACCCUAUGACCUUCUACACCCAUCUGUAUAACACAGUUUUCAAUGUCCAUGCAGGGUGUUCUAGUGAAGAUAUUCCAAUCAUCCUUAAUUGUCUGGACGCCAUGGUAACUCGGAGAAAAAGACAGAUUUCUCAACAAAGAGUGCUGGCAUUCAUCAAGAGGCUGAUAACACUGGCCCUAAUGCAGUCCCAUGAAGGAAGUCUUCCUUUGCUGCUGGCUGUCAGGAACUUUAUCUUGACAUACAAAUCUAGUGAAAUGCUCUUUGAUAACGAGACCCAAGGGAGCGGGGUUUUCCUGCCUGAGUUGUCAGACCCGGAGCACUGUAACGCACACAACACUAUGCUAUGGGAACUACAAUUGUUGAAGCACCAUUACCAUCCUGUGACGAGACGGAUCAGUGCUCAUGUGUCCCUACAGACUCCAACUUCCGGGGAAGGACAACUGACUGCAGACCUGGCACGCAAAAAACCACAGGAGCUGUAUGAAGAACACAAAGCAGGAGAGGAACUAUUCGUUCCGAUGCCGCCAAAUAAAUCCUCUUCUAAAAACAAAACGCUACACAACAAGAUUGGUGCCCAUAGCAUGAUUCAGAAAGAUUUCAAUCUGUCAAUAGUAGAAAUGUUUCUAUCAGUAGAAACAGGAGAAAAGGCUAACUGCACCACAGGUCAUUCUUUGAAUGCUACAUGAAAGUGAAAUGAUUUUCAUAUGAAUAAAUUUUGA